AUGGAUUCCGUCGUACUCCACAGUGUGAGUGCGUCAUCAGCGGCGUCAUCGUCGUCGUCGUCGUCGUCAAUGGCGAAGCGUCCAUGUCCGUCGCAAAACCCUAGAGUGGACAACCUGAGCGAUGUGGAGCGUCUUCUGGAUGCGUUUCUCUCCCUCUCCGACCUCCCUUCUCUCUCCCUCGAUCUCUCUUUCGAGAGGCUUCUCCAAUCGGUCCCCUCCGACUCCGAUCUCAUCGAUCGCGCCCUCAAAAUGGGUUCUCUCCUCCUCGAUGCCGCCAAACACUCUUCCCGGAAACGCGCUUCCAACCACAAUUCACUCGCCUGGCCCCUUCCUCCCGACCUCACCAUCAAGGUGUUUUCAAUGCUUGAUACCCAGAGCCUGUGCCAUGCAUCAGCUACAUGUUCACUGUUUAGCAAAUGUGCUAAAGAUCCUUUGUGCUAUGCAAAUCUUGAUUUGACCACACUUGUUCCGAAGGUUAACAAUGCAGUAGUUGCCACGAUGAUUCAGAGAGCUGGAAAGGCACUAAGGUCUCUUAAGCUUGGUGUUGUCCCUGGUGCUACUACUUCACUUGGGUCUUGUCCACCAUUUGUUUGUACCAUCAGAAAUGCUAUUGUAGACGUAUCUAACUUUUCAUGGAAUGAUAAGAGAUCUCGACAAGGGAGGGAGUCAUCCAUUCUCACAAGAUGCUGUUUAAGCCCUUUAAGUGGGGAUUGCGGUGCUCCAGGGGCUCUUUUGAGAAAGUUGCACCUGUACAAUAUUGAGAGAAUGGAUAAUGCAUCCCUUGGUGCAGCAUUGUCAGCAUGCCCAUCUCUCCUUGAUUUGGAAAUUGUUGGGCUCCAUGUCGAGCUGAGGCAGACACUAAUGUCAGUAAGUGCAAACUGCCACUUGAUAGAGCGUUUGUUUUUUGAGUCUUCUAAAACAGGUAGAGAUGACAGCUUGAAAGCACAAACCUGUUUUGAGCUAGUAAACAAUUGUCCUCAUCUAACAUCUUUAUCUCUUAGAGGGUUUAAGCUACAUGAUUGCAAAGUUCGUGUACUGGUUAAGGGAUUUAGGAAACUGAAAUAUGUUGACUUUUCAACAUCCUAUUCAAUCACUGGUAACUUCUUGAGAAACCUUGGAAGCUGCAAUGGGGGGAAUCUACUUGAGGUCUUAAUUUUAAGGGAUUGCAUGCAUCUCAAAGAGAUGGAAGUCGCAAGGCUGUUGACUGCAAUUCUUGCUGGAGAUUUCAAAUUUCUUGUACAUCUUGACAUAUCCAAUAGGGAAGGUUUAGCAUCUGAGGCUGACUGGUAUCACAGGUGCUACAACUCUAGUAUUAUGCCUAUAAAACAGGUUUUGGAAGCGAGGCCUGAUAUGUGUCUGGUGGCUGAAUAUCCAUCAGCAGAAGGAAGUUAUAUGGAGACAUUUGAUGCUGAUAUGAAUAGUGAGAUAAGUCUGCCCUCACAAUUGAGCAGCCACACGUCAGAUGGGUCAAUUUUUAUGAGUACAUCUGAAAGUAGCUACAAUAGUGAUCAGGGAAGUGGCAAUGAGGAUGGUCAAGAUGCCAACUACGUGAUAUACGAAGAAAGCUCAGAUGAGACUGACUUUUUGUCCCUCUAG
Sphenostylis stenocarpa is the source of this 1596-nucleotide messenger RNA. NCBI's taxonomy places the organism in Eukaryota, Viridiplantae, Streptophyta, Magnoliopsida, Fabales, Fabaceae. The record is from the annotation of a GenBank genome assembly.